AUGUCGAACACUGUGAAUGAAGGCCCCCUUGCGAGAAUGCUGGGAACUUCAGAGAGAGAUCACGGUGACACCAGGUCCCAGACCACCUUAGUGGGGUCUCGGACCGUGCGAGUUGUCUGGAGGGGUCGGCUUGCCGAGGAGACUUUCCUCUUUGGAAGCUGGGAUGCUUGGGCGAAAGGCAGGAGGGUCACCAAGAGUGACAGUAUUGAAGAGUAUGUGGUGGUCCUGGAGCUUAAUCCAGGGAGAUACGAGUCAAAGUAUCGGACGUGCAGCGGCAUAUGGUUCCACAACCCCACCAUGCCCACGACCAUGAAUGUGUUCGGUACUCUGAACAACAUCUUGAUCGUAUCUGGAUCACCAAACAUUGGGACUGGGGAGCAAGGUGAAAAAAUGAUUCCUGCUUUGCUGCCAACUGUAAAGCAGGAGGACCUAGGCCCUGCGGCAGUGCCCACUGCAAAGAUGGAAGACCUGGGCCCCGUGGCAGUGCCCACUGCAAAGAUGGAGGACCUAGGCCCAGUGGC
Messenger RNA from Branchiostoma belcheri (Belcher's lancelet), 521 nucleotides. RefSeq lists its product as uncharacterized. Lineage: Eukaryota; Metazoa; Chordata; Leptocardii; Amphioxiformes; Branchiostomatidae. Gene Ontology annotation, biological process: signal transduction. The record is from RefSeq and is a predicted model, not a curated record. The transcript is spliced from 4 exons. The annotation marks the transcript as partial. Gene Ontology annotation, cellular component: nucleotide-activated protein kinase complex; cytoplasm; nucleus. Gene Ontology annotation, molecular function: protein kinase binding.